Cryptomeria japonica (Japanese cedar) is the source of this 1140-nucleotide messenger RNA. Its product is annotated as protein SCO1 homolog 2, mitochondrial. The transcript is spliced from 7 exons. The coding region runs from base 1 to 768 and encodes 255 amino acids. Lineage: Eukaryota; Viridiplantae; Streptophyta; Pinopsida; Cupressales; Cupressaceae. Gene Ontology annotation, biological process: mitochondrial respiratory chain complex IV assembly. The record is from RefSeq and is a predicted model, not a curated record.
AUGGAUUACUGGAGGGCAGUUCCUCAUUCUAAUAAUUAUGUAUUCAGAUAUACAACAUCAUCAGAUUCCAAGAAGAACGGACCUGAAGUUCGUGUUUCCUUAGUGGAGAAUAGAUCCAGGCGAAGUGCACGAAUAUGGAGGCUUGGCAUUGUUCCUUCAGCACUAUUGGUGCUUAUCAGUGUAGGCCUUCUGCUUCGCUACAAUGAUGAGAGGAGGGCGAUUCCUAAAGCUUCACAGGGUCAUUCAAUAAACAUGGAAGUCAGUAAACCGACAAUUGGAGGCCGUUUUAAGCUAAUUAAUUAUGAGGAAAAUCCUGUUACAGACAGUGACUUUUGUGGGAAUUGGACCCUGAUCUAUUUUGGAUACACAUCUUCUCCUGAUAUUGAUCCUGAUGAAGUCCAAAAGAUGGCCAAAGUUGUUGAAAUCUUAGAAACGAAGGAGAACAUGAGGAUCAAUGCAGUUUUUCUUACUAUCGAUCCCUUCCGGGAUACUCCAUCUCAUUUACGUGCUUACCUUCGAGAAUUUCAUCCAAGGAUCAUGGGUCUUACUGGACCUGAAAAUGUAUUAAGGCAGGUAGCACAGGAGUUUCGUGUUUUUUUUAAGAAAACUGAUGUAGAAGGACCAGAUUACCUUAUUGAUUGCUCUCAUGAUAUGUACCUGAUGAACCCUAAUAUGGGAUUUGCGAGAGUGUUUGGUUUGGAGUAUAAUGCAGAGCAACUGGCUUAUGCAAUAACUUCUGAAGUUAAAAAGAUCUCAAAAGCUAUGUGAACCUUUUGUUUGGAAAAUCUGUUUAUAAUCUCAUUCUCUUAGAAUCAGAGAAUUUGAAUGCCAGUUUUUCAUUUGAAGGCAUCCAUAUUGAAAGGUUAGAUGAGAGCUUCUUGGCACCUAAUUGGGCCAAUCGGAUGUUGUAGGAAUUGAUGCAUUUCAUUUAUUGAGACUUUUAAAAUGAAUAAAGCCCUUAUAAAAUGUGGAAUGUUGAAUGCCAAUGUUAUCACUUCAAACAAUUGCAUUUACGUGGGCAGGCUUUUAGUCAUACAUUCUAACUCAAAUUUUAAUGAGCAUUUUUCCUCUCCUGUCAAACAUUUAACAAUCAGACUUUUGCUACAAUAAGAAAUACAAUAUUUUGCCCUAGUUUUUCUG